CCCCCCGUCUCCCCCUGCUCCGGCUCUCAAUGUUCCACACUGCCCGGCCACAGAGCCGCCGCCGCCGCCGUAUAGCCCCCCGGCCGCCUCCGUCCCCUUCUCGGGCGCCGCGGGCCCGGCCCGGCCCCCCGCCAUCCCGCCCCUCCGACCCAGCAGCGGGACAGGACGCCGGCGAAGUGCCCCACAAUGUCCAGUGAUAGGCAGAGGUCAGAUGAUGAAAGUCCAAGUACCAGCAGCGGUAGUUCAGAUGCCGAUCAGAGGGAUCCACCUGCACCUGAACCUGAAGAGCAAGAAGAACGAAAACCAUCUGCCACUCAGCAGAAGAAGAACACCAAACUAUCCAGCAAAACUACUGCUAAGCUGUCUACCAGUGCUAAAAGAAUCCAGAAGGAGCUAGCUGAAAUAACCCUUGAUCCUCCUCCUAACUGCAGUGCUGGCCCUAAAGGAGAUAACAUUUAUGAAUGGAGAUCAACUAUACUUGGACCCCCAGGUUCUGUAUAUGAAGGAGGUGUUUUUUUCUUGGAUAUCACAUUUUCAUCUGACUAUCCAUUCAAGCCACCAAAGGUUACUUUCCGUACCAGAAUUUAUCACUGCAACAUCAACAGUCAGGGAGUCAUCUGUCUGGAUAUCCUGAAAGACAACUGGAGCCCUGCUUUGACUAUUUCAAAGGUUCUGCUGUCUAUUUGUUCUCUUCUGACAGACUGCAACCCAGCUGACCCUCUGGUUGGAAGCAUAGCCACUCAGUACCUGACCAACAGAGCAGAACAUGACAGGAUAGCCAGACAGUGGACCAAGAGAUAUGCAACAUAAAUGACAAACUACUUGUGCAGUGUGAAGGUGCAGAAGGCAACUUUGCAGUGUGCAACAAAUCUUUAUAGCCUUUACAAUACGGACUUCUGUGUAUAUGUUAUACUGAUUCUACUCUGCUUUUAUCCUUUUGAAGACUGGGAUACUGCCCCCUAAAAAGGUAAAUGCUAUCAAGAGUAGAAAUUUGUAGCUGUAGAUUAGUUAUGUUUAAAAUGCCUACUUGCAAGUCUUGCUUCUUUGGGAUAUCAAAAUGUAUUUUGUGAUGUACUAAGGAUACUGUUCCUGAAGUCAACCAAAUAUUAUAGUGCAUUUUAGCCUAAUUCAUUAUCUGUAUGAAGUUAUUAAAGAUAGCUGUAGAUUACUAGGAAUUACGUCAUUUGUAUUAAACCCAGAUCUAUUUCCAAUAUGUGGUACAUGCUGUUGUGAAAACUGUUUUAACUUUUACCUUUGUCAGUUUGUAAUGAAAGGAUUUCCUUUUUCCCUUUGUAGCUCAGAGAGCACCCAGUGUAUCAUCUCAAACACAAUAAACAUAUUCCCCAAGGAGUAGUUUCUUUGUUUUCCUAUUUUAAAUUAAUAUUUGAAUAAAUUUAAUUAUAGUAACAAGGCAGGGCCAAUGUAUCACAGAUCCCUGUGGAUAAUCUUUAAAUUAAUAUACAUAAGCAAAGGCUUGCUGUUAAAUGUUUAAUGCACACCUGUGGAUUGUUUAAGUUUUCCCUGUUUUAUUUUGAACAGAACAGAUUUCAUUUCUAUAAUUUCCCUAAAUUUAAUGCUGUUAGGCUCUUUCUCAAGUUGGAAUGAGAGCAUUGCGUACGCUUGCUCCAGAAGUUAAUGUGAUGUAGCUGGUUGCUUCAGGGCCAGUCCUGCUCUCCUAACAGGCUGCCCAAGUCUUGCUACAAUUAUUUUCUUUUGCAGGACGAGGGACAAGUUAGAUUGGUGCUUUUGUUUCCAAGUAAAGCAAGUCGGACUUGCUGAUCUAGAGAACUACAGUUACCCAUUGAAAAUGGUCUUCCAAAGCAUGAUUGAACACUGUAUCAUCUGUCCGGAAAAGAAAGUAGUAGAAUAAAUUUAAUCAGAUUUUUAUGGCAUGAAAAGAGCUUGGGGUGGGGGGG
Messenger RNA from Dryobates pubescens (Downy woodpecker), 1916 nucleotides. It is a transcript of the gene UBE2E3, whose product is annotated as ubiquitin conjugating enzyme E2 E3. Bases 187 to 810 code for a protein of 207 amino acids. Gene Ontology annotation, biological process: protein polyubiquitination. Gene Ontology annotation, molecular function: ubiquitin conjugating enzyme activity. Gene Ontology annotation, cellular component: nucleus. The transcript is spliced from 6 exons. NCBI's taxonomy places the organism in Eukaryota, Metazoa, Chordata, Aves, Piciformes, Picidae. The record is from RefSeq and is a predicted model, not a curated record.